AUGGCGUUGCAACUGCAUUUUGCAACGGUGUUCUUCUUUAUUAUUUUCCUGCACAUUUCACUACUCACUACUGCUUUUCCUGAAUUAAAUAACGUGGAAGCGAAGGAGCAACCAGUACGAAGGACGAGAGGAUGUCCAUUAUCACCGUAUGCAACAUUUUUGAGCGAAGAUCAACAGGAAACACUGCAUGAACUUGUAACUGAGGCUCGUCAACAAGGUGCAGAUGAAUCAAUUGUCAAGGAGCAUAUUGACAAAUACAUCAGUAAAGUAUUACCACCGCAAAAAUACGCUGAAUUUCGAGACGCUUUCGAACGAUUCGAAGCAAAUCGACGAAAGAAAAGAGGAACUGAAGAAAAGAAGCUGCCAAAGAAAGUCUUUGAUCUUGUAGAUCAAUACUCCGGAUCUAUGGACACAGAUUACAGUAAAUUUUACAAGGAUAAUUGCAGAACAGGGUAUGUUCGACUAUUCCGUUUUCGUUGUACGUCAGGCAAGGAUUACCAGUGCUUACCAUCAAUGGGCAAGAAGAGCAAAAAGAAGUCGUCUCGCCGCUCGGCAAAAGGGACUCCCGCGGGGAAGAAGCAAAGCAAGAGAAGCAAGAGUAUGAGCAAGGGUAAGACUCCAAGAAAAGAAAAGAGUAAAAGCCGCACGAGGAGCCAAAGCAAAAGCAAGACCGCUUCUCUUUCGGGCACACCGCAAGCGGAUAAAAAGAGCAGUAGAAAGACGGGAACGGUCAGCGGUAAAAGUGACAAGAGUGGACGAAAGAAAAAGGAGAGAAUGGAAAAGAGAAGCAAAAAGAGUCACCAAAUGAAGACAGCUAGGUCUAAAACACCAGCUGGAGGAGGGGAAGCAAAAACCCCUGGAAAAAAAUCGAAACGAGCAAGUGCUGGAAGGAAGAGUGUUCAAUCUGGACCGACUCCGCGAAAAGGCUCUUCUAAUGCUAAGGGUGGUAAAACCCCAAAGAGUAAAAGCUCUAAGAGCAAGAAGAACAAAAAGUCCGCGAGUGAAAAAAGUGAUAAGAGCGGGAAGAAGACCAAAAGUAGUCAGGGUGGCGAAGAAGAGAAGGUACCGAAGAGCGACAAGAGCGCUAAAGAUGCUGGAAAAGUGGAUCAGAAAAGUGAUAAGAGCGCAAAGAGUGGGAAAAGUGGCAAGAACGAGAGAAAAAGAAAGAGCGGAAAGAAACCGUUGUGCGGAGCGUGUGUCCCUAAAAAGAAAGAAGGUUCACCGGGGAAACAGGAGGAGGAGGAGAAGGACCAACAGGAUAAGGAUAAGAAAGGAAAGGAUGAUAAGAAGAAGGGGAAAGGCGGCAAAUCAGCCAGUUCGAUGACACCUACGUUGACGGGUGACACAGAUUAUGAGCCUGGAACAAUGAUCUGUUCUCAAUGGCCAAGAGCUGUUGGAAAGAAACAAGCGAAUCGUAUCGUUGUCAUUAUGCGAUCCGCAGAACGUGUGGAUCGUGUCUUCGGACCGGAAUGGAAGGAAACGGAGGCUUCACAUGGAUAUUUCACACCUACUGACCUCAACAUCCCACACAAUUCAAUUACGAAAAAGUUGCUCUAUAGCAACGCUUUUGACGAUAAUCCACCAAUCACUUCCUUUGGAAAAUACUGCACACAGUUAUCGGCUCGUGCAAUGUGCAAUCGUGGCAUCUCCACUCAACUCGUUGUGUGUUCUCCGGCGCUGCGGUCAGUACAGACCGGAGACGCGUUGUCACGUUUUCUGAAGGCUAAACUGGCAAUAGAACCGGGUCUGCUUGAACCACUUGCUUGGUAUCGUGGCGCAAAUGUUCCAUUCCCGGACUUCGGCAUUGACCAGCUCUCUAAGUUCUAUCCGAUAGAUAAAGGCUACAACCCUGUGAUGUCAAUGGAAACUAUGGAGAAGCUGUACGAAAAGGAAACGGAAGCGCAAGGGGUACAACGGGUUGAUUUUGUGCUUCGUAGCUUGGCCGGAGAGCAAAGAAAGCAUAGUCUGGUCAUAGUCGGACAUGCGAUCACUCUCGCUGUUGCGGUUGCGUUAGCUUCUUCACAGGGUGAAAAAGCGACAUCGGCAUCCAGUGGAUCCGGGACCGCAAUCACUUCGUUUGAUUAUCAUCAGAACUCAGACAAUCUAGAAGGCGAGAUUAUCGAUCAAGUAAAUUUGGGUCUCAGAUUCCCACCUGGAAGCGUCAUCGCACUUACUCAGGUCAACAAAGGACCACCGUUCCUCUAUCAACUUAGUCCAAGUGUCGUGCCACCACUCUCUUAUGGAGAAUACUUUUCUAAUCGUCCUGUUCUGGAAACAUAA
Molecule: messenger RNA, 2280 nt
Organism: Necator americanus (New World hookworm)
Lineage: Eukaryota; Metazoa; Nematoda; Chromadorea; Rhabditida; Ancylostomatidae
Exons: 13
Coding region: 1-2280 (759 amino acids)
Source: RefSeq, a predicted model, not a curated record